UCAGUUUUGCGUCAGUAGCACGCGACGUCAGUAGCUCGCGACGGUGCUGCUUCCUGCUCGGGAUUCCGAGCUUACUUGCAGCAUGUCGGUCAUCUUCGCCCCUGACUGGCUUCGCGGCAAGGCUAAGGUCAACCAGGAAACCAUUCAGCGGCUCCUGGAGGAGAAUGACCAGCUGAUCCGCUGUAUCGUGGAGUAUCAGAACAAGGGCCGAGCGAACGAGUGCGUCCAGUACCAGCACGUGUUGCACAGAAAUCUCAUUUACCUAGCUACCAUCGCAGAUGCCAACACAAGCAGCCUCACGAAGGCAGUGGAGUAACUCCAGGAGGCUGUUGCCAGGACUGACUGAAGGGGACACAUCUUCUGUGAAAUAGACACAGUUGUCAGGGACUAAGCUGCUUAGAACGCGGGCAAAAAGACUGUGAUUCGUUUGGACUCUGAAGAAAGUUGCUACUAACUCCUCUAUAUCUUAGUGUAAAUAUUUUAGUAAUAAAACAGAUCCCACAGUAAAACGGAAUGGAGGCAAUGUGGCAACAGUGCCAUUGUCACGGUCAACAAAAUCAAUAGUGCUUCUUAAUUCUCUGGUAUCAAAUGAUAACCAGUCUUUCUCUGUCCCACCAGCCAGCUCUCAGAUAACGAUAGAUACAGAGACUUGUUAGUUAUGAAACCUUGGUCUUGCUAGCUCUGUUAACUUAAAUUAAUACAUUUCUAUUAAUCCUCGCUCUGUCACACGCUGCCCACCCUGCUUCCAUGUCCCCUGGCAUCUCAUCUGCACUUCAUCCCGCUUCCUCCUCUCCUCCGGAAAGUCCUGCCUCUUCCUCCUGCCCAGCUAUUAACUGUUCAGCUCUUUUUUAUUUUAAAUAUUUAUUUAUUUAUUUAUUUAUUUAUUUAUUUAUUUAUUAUGUAGACAAUAUUCUUUCUGUGUAUAUGUCUGCAGGCCAGAAGAGGGUACCAGACCUCUUUACAGAUGGUUGUGAGCCACCAUGUGGUUGCUGGGAAUUGAACUCAGGACCUUUGGAAGAGCAGGCAAUGCUCUUAACCACUGAGCCAUCUCUCCAGCCCCCUGUUCAGCUCUUUAUUAUGCCAAUCACAGCAAUAUACCUUCACACAGUAUACAAGUAUCGCACAACAGUGACGUUCACUUCCCUUUGUGAUCUAUCCCACAUCAGCUGAGGCUGUCUUACAGCCCUGUUUUCACACUAUUUCAAGUCCACACUAUAAAAAAUGCCCAAGUUUCUUUUCAGGGAGAGAGGUUGAAGCAAAAACCCCUGCUUAAGGCUGAAUUACACAUCAAAGAGAAUCAAGCAAAGGGUGCAUUCAGAGCUGAGAAGCAAAUAAUAGUAAUAAUAAUAAUAAUUUAAUAGCCAGCACUAGGCACCUCUGGGAAAUAGAGGCAGGAGGUCGAGGUCAGCCUAGGCCACAUGAGAUCCUGAAAAAGGGAAAAUGUAUUUGUUAGCAUAUAAAAAAUAGGUUUAACAAUGACUUUUUUGUUGUUGUUUGGUUUUUAAGACAGGGUUUCUCUCUAUUGUCUGCUGUCCUGGAACUCUCUGUAGACCAGGCUGACUUCGAACUCACAGAGCAAUGGCAUUUUCAUAGUUAAACAUAAUGUAUUUUGAUCCUAUUCACUUCUAUUACUCGUUUGACCCCUUCCUAUUUGAAAGCUUGAUCUAUAACAUAGAUGCAAUUGAAAGGUAUUGUGCGUUUGUGCUGUGGAACAGUCAGCCAGGAAGGUCAGAUGCCAAAUGUAUCAGUCUGCUCUCUGUUGAAGUGAUACAACACCGUGACAAAAGCAGCUUUUGGAGGAAAGAGUUUAUUUCCUUAAACGUCCCAGUCCAUCACAAAGAGAAGUAUGGGCAGGAACUGAAACAGAGGCUGUGGAAGACAGGUUUACUGGCUUCCUUUCUUGUUGGAAAGACUGAAAUCUGUUAGUUGCUCAGCCCCAGAGGUUGGCUAUCUCAUCAGUCCCAAUCAUACACUGGAGGCCUGGAAGAUUCCUGGAGCUGCUGCUCUUGUCUAUGUUGGAAUCCCAAAUAAGUUGGUUUAAUAUCAACCAGCAAAGGGCAGAUGAACUCGCCAGAGACAGUGAAAGCAAGCAGAAGUCAAAGUCUCCUUCUGGGUCUUUUUAUCUGGAAAAAGAAGAGUAUGACUCAGAUUUGGGAUGAAUCUUCUUUUGAAUAAUCCAAUCAAAAAUCCCUCAACAGAGUGUCCAGCGGCUUGGAUUUUGGUUGGUUCCGGUUGCAAUCAAGUUGAUAACCAAAGCAGACCAUUAUAGGAUGAUUCUACAGACAGGAGGUACUAGCAGUCACCAGACUGACAAUGUAGAGGUGUCCAGAGUAGGGGUUCAGGGAGGAGGGAGAAGGGAAUAUGGCUGCACCACUGAACUGUACUUAAAAAUGGUAACAAUAAUAUAACACAGGCUUUUA
Messenger RNA from Microtus ochrogaster (prairie vole), 2420 nucleotides. RefSeq names its product SS18 like 2 (gene Ss18l2). The record is from RefSeq and is a predicted model, not a curated record. Lineage: Eukaryota; Metazoa; Chordata; Mammalia; Rodentia; Cricetidae.